AUGGCUAAACUAAGUGGAAAGAACAGCAACAGUCCAGUGGUGGGUGUCAACAACAAGGCAGCUGUGAGGCCUCCAGGCCAAGUGUGUAUUUGUGUGGAAGUGCUUCUCCAAUUCCAAACUCUGUCCCUCAUUUCUGACCCUUUGCUCCCUGCAGCUGGACUGGUUUACCUUCCAGAGGCGGAUGGUGUUAUCUUACCAGAGGAAACAGCCAUGGCGGAAGUCUGCAAGCCUGCCAAGAUGACAUGUCUUGAAGGCCCCCACUUAAACCGAGGCCUGAGCAAGUGCUGUGGCUCCUUGGCUCCUGAGGAGGAGCCAGUAUCUGCCUCCCAAAUGGAAGACAAGGAGGAGGAGGAGGAGGAGAUGGAUUUGGAUCCAGAUCUAACCCCAGACCCGGAGGAGGAGGAAGAGGAGGAUGAGGAAGAGAGUGAUCUCGGGGAUCCAGCUGUCCUCAAUGCUGUCCACAACACCCAGAGAGGUCUUCUCAACUCCCCUGGAAUCAAGGCCUCUGGUGUGUUGGGGAUGUCACCUGCUUCCUUGCACUUUCUGUGGCAGACCUCCAAAUUCCUCUCUCAGACGCUGGACUACCUCUCUCCUGUUCCUUUCCGGACUACCUUUUCCAGUGCCAGCUCUCCAGCACGACACUUUGGACCUCGACUUCUCCUACCAGACCCAACUCUCUUCUGCAGCCCACCAACCUCAUGGCCCCCUAGUUUCAGUCUUCCUAGUCAUCUGACCCAGCUCCACCCUCAGCACCAACGGAUCUUGCAGCUGCAGCAACAUAGUCGAACACCAAGUCCCCCAGCCAAGAAGCCUUGGUCUCAGCAGCCAGACCCCUAUGUUAACCUCAUGACCCGAAAAGAGAAAGACUGGGUGAUAAAAGUACAGAUGGUUCAGCUGCAGAGUGAGAACCCCUGCCUGGAUGACUAUUACUACCAGGAAUAUUAUCAGAAACUAGAGAAGAAGCAGACAGAGGAAGAACUACUUGGGCGAAGGACCAAGGUUGAAUCCCUCAAGCUGGUAACACCUUACAUUCAGAAGGCGGAGGCUUAUGAGUCAGGUGGGACCAGGGCUGACAUGGUGGGUUGGGAUAGACAUCCGGAUGAACAGAGGGUGGAAAGGGGAAGGAAAUGUGUUUUUUUGACUCCUUUUUGUGCAGUGGUUCGAAUCGAGGGUUCCCUGGGCCAGGUAGCUGUAUCAACAUGUUUUAGCCCUCGUCGAGCUAUUGAUGCUGUACCCCAUGGAUCUCAAGAGCAGGAGAUGGGAGCUGCAAGCAGUCAGAGGCUUCAGGUGUUGUCCCGGAUUGAGAAGCUGUUCAUUCAGUUACUAGAGCUAGAACAGGGCCAGAAGGAUGGGCCUCAACAGCCUUUCCACUCCGAACAGCAGAACAACCAGGUUGAGAAGCUCUUCCAGGCCUUAAAGACCCAGGAGCAGAAUAAUCUGGAGGAGGCAGCAGAUGGCUUCCUGCAGGUGCUCUCCGUGAGGAAGGGGAAAGUUCUGGUGGCAAGGCUGCUCCCUUUCCUGCCCCAGGAUCAAGCUGUUAGCAUUCUUCUAGCUAUCACCCACCAUUUGCCCCUCCUAGUCAGAAGGGAUGUUGCCGAUCAGGCCCUACAAAUGUUAUUCAAACCUCUGGGCAAAUGUAUCAGUUACUUGACCUUCCAUGAACUCCUCCAAGGACUUCAGGGGCUAAUGCUGUUUCCGCCUGGCUCCUCAGAGCGACCAGUCACUGUGAUCCUUCAGAACCAGUUUGGAAUUUCUUUGCUCUAUGCCCUGCUGAGUCAUGGGGAGCAGCUGGUAUCCCUGGAGUCUUCUCUUAAGGAGUCCAAUAGUGAUAAUUCAGCUUGGACAGACAUGGUGGUUCUGAUUGCCUGGGAGAUCGCCCAUAUGCCAACAGCCUCUCUGGCAGAACCCUUAGCCUUCCCCAGCAACCUUCUUCCUCUGUUUUGUCACCAUGUGGACAAACAACUGGUACAGCAGCUAGGGGAGAGGAUGGAGUAAGUGAUGGCAGAAACAAGGUCCUAGCCCCUUGUUCAAGCCCAGUCUAGGUUCUGUCACUUAGUUCUUGUUUUAAGCUAAGAAUAUGAAGGAUACCUUGUUUUUAGAAGUUGUUCCAGAUACCAGCGUUUACUGAGUAACCAGUUGGUCCAUAUUAGGGCUGUGAGGCCUAUUUCUUCAGUCAGACUUUUUAAUUUAUUCCCAGAUGGCUUUCCUCACUUAUUAUGCUAAACUACUUAAGGGCAAGGAUGAAUAGAAGCUGAAUGGUUAAUGGAAAUAUUUGAGGUACAACUACUCUAAGAUAAAAGCAUGAACAACAUGAAAGGUCACUUGUGUCCUCAGAAUUUACCAUCUGCUGGAAGGAGUCAGAUACUAAUCAAAUCACACAAAUAUUUUAGAAAAUAUAAUUGUUUACAGUUAACAUCUGUUCUCUUUGUAGGCUUGCUUGGAUCUAUUGAUCCAGUUGUGCUGGAACAUGUACAUGUAGGAAAAGUUUAAUCAUCAGACACUAGCUAUAUGAGCUAUGUCUUCAGAGAUCCAGAGAGUCCAAGGACAUUUCUUAUGCCUUGAUAUAUUGAAGGACCCCAACCAAAACAUUUUUUGAUGCUUGCAUUAAAAACCUGUGUGAUAUGCCUAAAAUGGCAUGGCAUGAUAAGGUAUAAUUAAAGAGCUAAAAGAAUAAUGUGUUCAAACUUGUUAUAAGUUAGGAGAUGCAACUUGUGAAUGCUCUAAGAAAGUCCUUAAUAAAAGGGACAAGGUCUUGUUAUGUCUAA
Messenger RNA from Acinonyx jubatus (cheetah), 2765 nucleotides. RefSeq names its product PAT1 homolog 2 (gene PATL2). Gene Ontology annotation, biological process: deadenylation-dependent decapping of nuclear-transcribed mRNA; P-body assembly. The coding region runs from base 1 to 1995 and encodes 664 amino acids. NCBI's taxonomy places the organism in Eukaryota, Metazoa, Chordata, Mammalia, Carnivora, Felidae. Gene Ontology annotation, cellular component: P-body. The record is from RefSeq and is a predicted model, not a curated record. Gene Ontology annotation, molecular function: RNA binding. The transcript has 14 exons.